Cadophora gregata is the source of this 3882-nucleotide messenger RNA. RefSeq lists its product as uncharacterized. The transcript has 3 exons. NCBI's taxonomy places the organism in Eukaryota, Fungi, Ascomycota, Leotiomycetes, Helotiales, Ploettnerulaceae. The coding region runs from base 501 to 3224 and encodes 907 amino acids. The record is from RefSeq and is a predicted model, not a curated record.
GCCCUGCCCUGCCCGGCCAGGCCAGGCCAGGCCAGGCCAGGACAUCUCAAAGCAAGCCGAAGCCAAAACCUGCAAGUGCUGGCAGCGCAGCCCUGUACAGCCGACUCUACGCAGUACUCUGUUGGCAGCGCGAGGGUGAUUAUGUUCUGUUCAGACUGUUCUCCAACGAGCCCGCACAUAUCUCCUAUUAUUGUCCAGAAUCUCCUUGAUCUGGAUGUCGCCGUCGUCUUCCAUUGCUUGCGUCUACAGUAUCAAUCUCGUAUCUCGCAUACAUACAUCCGUACAUAAGAUCGACGCGAUUGGGACCUCGAAGUCAACAUCACCCAAGCUCGUCCUCGGCCACCACAUGUGCCGGACUAUUCUGGGCCUCAACACCACCGUUACACUUUCUGGUCUAGUGACGACGGCGUACGGUCAGUUGCAUCCACCAGUUGCACAACCGCCUGCUCUCUUCCACGCCCAUAUUUGAGGGCCACUCUCUACCCAGUGCUCGCGGGAAGAUGCAUCUGCAAACGGGCGGCAGCACGACAACGACCAUGGCAUACUCAGCAAUUCCCCUCCCGGCUUCGCCCACCCUCACGAACCCUGAUAUGAUUCUUCCCUAUGGAGAAUACGAUUCCACCCCCUCACCUCCUCGACGCAAAUAUCGAUCAGAAGCUGCGGGCGGGGAUUGGGACGAGAAUGGGCAAACCGACAUGCAUUUCUCAAUUGGCCCUCCGCAUGCCCAUAUGGGUCUCAUGACCCCAACGACUCCGAUAAUAUAUGGCAAUGGCACAAUGUUGAGUGACAUCGGCGAGGUCACUGAGGCAGAGAGUACACCGGGCCGGAGUAAGUUGCCCGGCCCAGCGGAGCGUAGAUUGCUCAAAAAACAGCAACUGCAACAAGCGUCAGGAAGUAAUACGCCUUUAGGGUCGAGUCCGACGAUAGGUUAUGCGGCGGUAAUGAAACGGGCAAAGACAGGGACUCACCAGAGGAAAAUAUCUGUCGAAUCAACGAGCACGGUCACCUCGGAGGGACAAGCGGCAGAGCUCUUCAAAGAUUUUGAUGAUGGUGUUAGUGUAGAUGAUAGCGUAUUUCAAGGGGACGAUGAAGAGAGUGUUGCAGACUCCUAUAGCGAGCAAGUAAUUGCCUCGGAGACGCAGCGAUUAGCUACUACAAAUCACAGUGUUGGACAAGAUGAUGACCGAAAUUCAAGCGCGGCUUUGAGCAGGAGGGCAGAACAAAUCUUGCUGAACGCAAAGAAGAGAUUAAAUAACAUGGAAGGUAACCUCACUCGUGCGCGAAGCUCUUUGUAUACGAUCCCUUCUGGGUCCUUAUCAUCAAUUCACAGUAGCAGCCCUUUAUCACGAUCAACGCCAUCUCCCCACGACGAGACAAUGGUAACGGCGCUUGGUGUACCACCUUCGAAAAUAAGACAAUUGCAUACCCCUAGAGAAUCACCGGCUGCGAGUCCAAGGCAUGCAAGGGUUGGUAGCGAAAACUCAGCACUAUCUCCUCAACGAGUGGCACCCUUUCCAAUUCCGUUCCCAGUUCGAUCAGCUAGCGCAGCAGCUCGAUAUGUAAGAAAUGAUGGAAGCAAACGGUCACCACCGUUUGUUAAAGCCCCAGAAACACCACGGGAAGAUGCCAGGGUGUCAUCUCACCCUGGACUUUCAAGCUCCCUGAACAGAAAUUCGCCUCCACAUGCGCUCUUGGAGCCAUUGGGCGAGAACGAUGUUCCUGAUUUUGAGGCAGACAGAGCCAGCACUAGAUCCAGCGUGGACGGCUAUCUGACUCCUAACGGGGAGCACCGAGGCUUAACUCGAUCAGCAUCUUCAAUGCAAAUGCGGGACCUCAAAGAUCAGAUGUCUGACUUGAAAGGCAGGCUUUCUGUCUUAAGGGAUCGCGCUCGGGAUGACACCAUGAAACGACGUAGUUUGCAAAGUCUCAGGACGCCAAGUCCCUUCACAGCAGCUGAGCAGUGGUAUGCCACCUCUAAGAACUACGGUGAACCGCUCAGUGCUGAUGCGGGAAUUGCUUCUUCUCCAUGGAAAGGGUCACUGAACGGUGACGAGGCAAAGCAGGAAGAGAUUGUGCACGCGCUCACGACGGACACACCUCAAUAUGCAGAAUCGGACGUUACCAGCGUCUACGAAGAUGUCAAUGAGCACAGCUAUGCUGUUGAGGUAGACGCAAACAACCACGAGCCUGGAAUUCCGGAAGAAGACGAAGCAGCCGUUCCUGCUGAAGAAUCACAGAAAGACGAACCUGUGGAUGAGUACGAAGACGACUAUAGUGAGGACAUGGUCGAUCAUGAAGAAGCCGAUGAGUACGAGAGCGAUGCAUCAUUGUACCACGAUUCUCUGACUACUCCAAUAUCGCAUGAGGACCGGGAGGAUGCGUUUGACUACGAGCAUUUCUUUUUGCACAGCGCCAUGGGAACCAUUAGUCAACAAAGAAUGGAGCGACGAGGCAGCACUGGAAGCUUCAGCUCUGAGGGAUCUGUGGAGACUGUACAAGGACCGUCAAUAUCGAGCACAAAAUCACCUGCGAGAGCUUCGUUGGGGCAUUUCAGAUCAGAGAGUACUGAUUCCGUGUCUACUGUUGCUACUUUUGAAACAGCAACGGAAGGCAAUGGAUCAGAAAAUGGAGAUGAAGAUGAGCGGCGUGACACUUUCGCAGUUCAACAAGUGGGAACAUUAUCAACACCUCGCUCAAAUACAGCCACACCUCUCACCGCAAAGCGCUCCACGUUUGGUUCAGACGUCAAAAAUUACCAGCCAGUGGACCGACAAGCAUCACCAGAUCGUCCGAGAAGACCCAGUUCAACCGGCCAUGACCAGACUGAGAGAAAUGGAAAUAAUGUCCAUCGUCCGUCGAUCGGCUCCUUCGAAUCUUUCGGGUCAAACGGCACCACGCGAAGCUUCCCCCUGGUCAACAAGCCGAAAACCCAACAACACACAGCUAGCACGCCAGAUUUCCGAGCCUCAAAGGAAAUCGAGCCUUCGCUUCUAAGUGACUCCAUGACAUUAACAGAUGGUAUGAAUGGCGAGCGACUCCAGCCGUCACCUGUCCACAUGCUAGCUAGGGAGGAUCAGAUUCUCGUUGAGAGACUCGUGGCAAGUCUCGGCAAAUGUGUCCUUGGACUACAAGAAUCGGGACGUGCGAGCUACGAUGGCAGGGUGUUCAGGCGUCGGUUGGACGCAGCAAGGAGAGUGCUGGAAGGAGAUCAGGAACCGGUAUAAGUGUUUCUCAAGAGAAGAUUCCCAGUCAAACGUAUAUACGACACUAUUCUUUUCUUUUUGUAGGGAUAUUGGGGACCGGCCAGUGGGUCAGGAUCUGGCGUACCGAUUUAGCAUUUCGAUCGAUGACGAGAGCAUUUCUUUUGUCUUUGGUAGGUCCAGGAGAUAUUCGACAAUAGCACGGCGCAUUCGAGGGCUUACCGACAUCUCAUUAUUAUGACUGCGCUGUUCAGCACAACACAUGUUAUUCUUUCGAUCGAAAUAUAGGGACUGAGGCGCAUAUGGCAGGAUUUCGGUGCGCAAAAUGCUUGCUUCGUUUCUGGCAUGUUUUGGCUUGCUACAUAUAAUUUUUUGUUAUGCUUUGAUACCCAACUUGCUUUUUUAAUUUAUACUUAGACCCAUGGGUGUAUGGGACGGAGAAGGUUUUCCGAGCCUGGGAGGUGAGGAACCGGUACAGGAGAAUUGGGGGAAAGGGAGUGGAGGAGCUUUGGAUGUGGAAAAUACGAUAUGAAUUUAAUUGAAUGAGAAGGGGAUGUGGUGGAUUUACUUCGUGGCGGAUGACUGUUGCUCGGUCCGUAGCUGAAUGAUAGUAGAUUUCGUGGAGUGGAGAUGAAGUCGAUAUUUAGUAAAUGAAUAUCAUUGCACGUACAAGACUUUGGCG